Leucoraja erinaceus (little skate) is the source of this 4384-nucleotide messenger RNA. RefSeq names its product tyrosine-protein kinase SRK3. The record is from RefSeq and is a predicted model, not a curated record. Gene Ontology annotation, molecular function: non-membrane spanning protein tyrosine kinase activity; signaling receptor binding; ATP binding. Gene Ontology annotation, biological process: protein phosphorylation; cell differentiation; innate immune response. Bases 1 to 1461 code for a protein of 486 amino acids. Lineage: Eukaryota; Metazoa; Chordata; Chondrichthyes; Rajiformes; Rajidae. The transcript is spliced from 9 exons. Gene Ontology annotation, cellular component: extrinsic component of cytoplasmic side of plasma membrane.
AUGGGGACUGCACUGUGUAAAAGACACUGUGCUUUCUGCCAACAUCGUUCCGAUGGGAGCAAUGAAAGGACUUCAACUCCAAAGCAAGCGGUCAGUUUAUUCUAUGCUAACCCAAGUGCCCUGCAUAAUAGGCAUGUUACGCUCUACAAUUACAAGCCCCGCAUUUCAAAGGACCUUCUGGUUAAAGAAGGGGAAGAAAUUGAAAUUUUGAGUCGAGAAGGAGAAUGGGCAUUGGUCCAGAAAGUAGAAGAAGGUGAUGAAGAGAACCAAGUGAAGCAAGGGUACGUGCCUUCAAGCUUCGUCGCCGAAAUCGGGAGCCUGGCUGCCGCACGGUGGUUCUUUGGCAGUAUGAUCCAUGUAGAUGUAAAGAGGUGUCUGUUGAGAGCUGAAAAUCAAAAUGGUUCUUUCCUGGUUUGGCAGAAUAAGGAAAUGAAUGACAGUUACUUCUUGUCAGUGCGUUAUGGUGAUAUGGUGAAACAUUACGAAAUCAAGGAUGAGGCAAAUUUUCAGAACUUGUCCCGACUAAUCAAUAACCAUUCAAAUGAGGCAGGAUACUUGUGUACAAGAUUAACCGAACCAUGUGUAAAGCUUGACCGCCCAUCCAUUUCCACUUUGGCUCGCGUUGCUGAAUGGGAAAUCCAAUACUCCUCACUUCAAAAAGGGGACUUAAUCGGACAAGGCCAAUUUGGAGAAGUGUGGAAAGGAAUCUGGAAUGGCACAACUGAAGUUGCAAUCAAAGAACUUAAAGGAGUGGAUUCAAAGUUGAAGAAGGAAUUCCUGGAAGAAGCUGAGAUCAUGAAGCAAUUACACCAUGAAAGGUUGAUCAAACUUUUAGCUGUCUGCACAGACAGUGAGCCAUUUUGCAUCGUGACAGAGCUAAUGACAAAAGGAAAUCUCCACAAAUACCUCAAAUCUCAUUCAGAAAUAAGGAACCUGGAGAUUUCACUGCUCAAUGGCUUUGCCAUACAGAUUGCAGAAGGAAUGGCCUACCUUGAAGAGAGAUGUUGUGUUCAUCGGGACCUGCGAACUGAAAAUGUCCUCCUUACAGAAAUGCUGUGCUGCAAGAUUUCUGACUUUGGCCUCGCUCGACUGCUUAAGAGUGAUCGGUACUCGAUAUCGUAUGAUGCAAAAGUUCCAAUAAAAUGGAUGGCACCAGAAAUUUUCCACGAUCAAAGUUAUACCACCAAAUCAGACGUCUGGUCUUUUGGAGUCUUGCUGACAGAAAUCAUUACAUAUGGUGGAGUCCCAUUCCCAGAUAAAAAGAGCCAUGAGUUUGUCAAUGAUUUAAUGGAUGAAGUCACCAUCUCUCCGCCCGUUGACUUCCCAGAUGACCUUCGUGAUAUUGUACUUCAGUGCUGGAAUCACAGUUCAGAAAAAAGACCAACAUUUGAAGAACUUCAAACCAUGCUAAUGAACUGUACCCCGAUGCUAAAAACAGUUGAAUUACUUUCAUUAACAUAGGACUGCAAUGAUGAGCACAGUGAAAUGUUGUUAUGUCACACCGCAUGGUGAUUUGUACUAAAUCACAAACCACCUCUGAAACCUGCACCAAUAAUCCCAGGAGGUGUCAACCCCAAAUGUCCCCAACCCAUAGAUGCUGCCUGAUCAGUCGAGUUACUUCAGCACUUUGUGGCUUUAGUUUACCAAUAAUCCCAUACUGAUUUCUUUAAUUCAAUCUGUAGUCUGCACCUCUUGGAAACAAAUUAAUAUUUUUGUCAGUUUGAAGAAGGGUCCUGAACUGAAACAUUGCAUUUCCAUGUCCUCCACAGAUACUGCCUGACCCACUCCAACACUUAAGUGUUUAUUGCUCAGGUUUCCAGCAACUGCAGUUCCAUGUCUUAUUGAUGGUUUUGUCCUGAUCUGCAGCAAUUAGAACUCCUGGAAAAAAAAUCAAAUCACACCAACUAGGUUGGGAAUCCUGGGUGCACUUUUAUACAGCAUGCUCAAAAUUGUACAAGUGCAGCUUUGUAAAAUUGAGAACAGAUGAUUGUAAAUAGGAAUUGCAGAGAUUAUAAUGACUUAUUAUUUAAGAAUUCCUGUCAUUCAAUUUUAUUGGGGAACACAAUGGACUGCCAUUUGCUAUGUGUAGAAGCUUCUGAGAAAACCAUUAGAUUUCAAAGCAUGCUAUACAUCCAUAAUUCACUUUGGAAUUGUUCUUCCUUAUUGGGUUGUAUCUAGAUGGUGAUUUUUGGAAGACCCUCUUCAAUGCCUACCACUCAAUUGCCAUGGAAUUGAUCCCUUAACCUAAUUAACCAGUUCACCUUUACAAGCUCUUCUUUCAUGUCCACAUAAUUUCCCUUAAAUGAAUUUAAAAUAUAAAAUUUGCACUGUUUCUUUUCUCCCUUAAACUGUGUUAAAAUCAAUCUUGGUUUAGUAGCUGCUAUACAGGAGGUGCCUUCAAGAUGAGGGUUGUUAUUAAUUAAUCUUUCUACACAAUACCAGUUCUAAUACAAUCUGGUCUCUGAUUGUUUCCAGAAUGUGCUCUUCUAUGAAACUAUGAAAUACACUAUGGACUCUGACACUCUCUUGCACACGUUUUAAAAUCCUCUGUGAUCCCAUUAUUUCUGUCCUGUCAAAGUUUAUCAUUUUAGGAAGAUUGUGUUAUCUCCCUGUAUUACUGCCAGGAUCCAGAAACAGGGUACCUAGGCAUUUACCUGCUCAUUCACUUUUCAUCACUUGGGCUGUGUAUUUUGUACUCCAGUGCUCAGCUUGCAUCACCAUGUGGGCUGUUUGCAUCAUUUCAACUGUUCAAUGGUUACCACAAGAAAGAUGCCAUUCUCUUUGAUGUGCAGGCUGCAUUUGAAAAUGGCAAUCUUCCUGGAUUUAACACCUUCUGAAUGGGUAAUCUAAUUAAGAGUGCAAAUAGCAGUAUUUCCUGAUGAAUAUCACAAUAAGGCUUGAUCACAAUAGUAGAUCGGUUCUUCUUAUAAAACUGUCAGACAUAGAAUAUAGCCUGCAGAUCUUUCAUAAAAUUUGCAAAGCUUUCACAAGUCACUCCCAAACACUUAAAAGUAAAAAAAUAUAAAAAAAAACAUAUUCUUUGUUUUGCCUUAAUGGUAUUUAUACAUACAAGAAGCGGAGAUAAAAUAACCUUGUCCUAUUUCUAUUGUGUCGUUUAUGCACAAAUAAAACCAUCGAUUUAAAAAAGAAAAUGAAUUGAUAAUUAUGAUGAUAGGACAAAUAAUAUUUUCACAUUAUGAAAACAUACACAAUGUUGGGCGGCACGGUGGCGCAGCGGUAGAGUUGCUGCCUUACAGCGAAUGCAGCUGCAACGCCAGAGACCCGAGUUUGAUCCUGACUACGGGUGCUGUCUGUACAGAGUUUGUAUGUUCUCCCCGUGACUUGCGUGGGUUUUCACCGAGAUCUUCGGUUUCCUCCCACACUCCAAAGACGUACAGGUUUGUAGGUUAAUUGGCUUGGUAUAUGUAAGAAAUUGUCCCUAGUGGACGUAGGAUAGUGUUAAUGUGCGGGGAUCGCUGGUUGGUGCGGACUCAGUGGGCCGAAGGACCUGUUUCCGCUCUGUAUCUCUAAAACUAAAAAAAAACUAAAUGUAAUUAAUUGGGGACUUCCAGCAAACCGAGGCAUUAAGUCCAAGUGGGACAAACAUCAGCUAACCACAACCACAAUGCUAAUGCAACUCACAUUUUCUGGGUCUGCAUCAGAACAAUGUUGUGCACACUGCACAUGGUGCAGAAAGAAAACUUCAAUUAAACCAAGUUUUUUAAAUGGCUAUGUGAAAGUGAUUUUAAAGCCAAACAUACUGUUAUUUUAUACACAAAUACUCUGUAUAUUUUUCAAGACUUUUUUGUAUCUCUAUCUUCAUUAACAAAAUAUUUGUAAAUAUAUUGUAAGGAAAUAAACUCCAGACAAUUUAAGGAGUCAACCUUGUCAUUGAAUUCUUUGGUUCCACCUAUCUAUGAAUCUAAAAAAACAUAAUCAGGCAAUUAUGUUUCAAGGCUUGGUAGAAUAUGUUGAGAUGUAUAGUCCCUGACUAGUCUUGAAAUAAACAACAUUUAAAAUUGCGCUAAUCUAGAUAUAUGCUAUUUGGACUCAGAUGUACAUGAAAAUUUAAAUUUGUCUGCAUUUGGAGGAGUCACAGUUAAAGCAUAGAAACAGACCCUUUGGGUCAACUUGCCCAUGUCAACCAACCUAGGUGCCGCAUCUACACUACUCCCACCUGCUUGCAUUUGGGCCAUAUCCUUCUUAAGCUUUCCCAUCCUUAUCCCUAAAUACUGAUUCACCCAUCAGUGAGGAAAUGGUGCGGUCUGGGUGAGCUCUUUGUGGGGACAUAUUUAGCUCUGGUGAAGGGAUGAUGAGAUCGAGUGAGAUGGUGAACUCUGGUUAGGGAGAUGGUGAACUCUGGGUAGGGAGAUGGUGAACCCUG